AUGAGCCCAAGCUCUGGUGGAAAUAAGGAUAACAUAAAAGCAGGAUGCAGGAAGUGUGGCUACCAUCUUAGCCGUAGUAGCAGUGAAGACAGUGAGGAAGCAGAACUGAAACUGCAAGCCAUGAGUGAAAAAAAGAAUUCAAAUGAGGAGAAAAAAACAAACACAAGAAACAAAAAAGAAAAAGCAAAGAAAAAAACAAAAUUAAAGAGACCCAGGAAAAGGUCUUCCUCAUCAAGUGCAGCUGAAGAGAAUAGGUCAAAGUCAAAAAAUUGGUUGGAAUCUUUUACACUAGUAAAACAAGUAAAGUUCAGUUUUCAAGUCUUCAAGUCUUUGUGUAGAAAGAUUUAG
This is a messenger RNA of Chaetura pelagica (chimney swift), 348 nucleotides long. RefSeq names its product SREK1-interacting protein 1 (gene SREK1IP1). The record is from RefSeq and is a predicted model, not a curated record. Lineage: Eukaryota; Metazoa; Chordata; Aves; Apodiformes; Apodidae.